Molecule: messenger RNA, 2021 nt
Organism: Psylliodes chrysocephalus
Lineage: Eukaryota; Metazoa; Arthropoda; Insecta; Coleoptera; Chrysomelidae
Source: the annotation of a GenBank genome assembly
CAAAACGUGCAAACAGACCCGUUAGUACAAUGAGUUUAGGUUCUAGAGAAGACGGUUUUGGAGAUCUAUUAUUCAAAUGUUUACAGAAAUAUGAUAAAAGAGUAUUACAGUUUUUAGAUGACACAAAUGACGUUAAUACAUUCUCAGAUAUUCUGACGAGAAGUGUCAGGACAGCAAUUAAACUUAAACAAGAUGGAAUUAGUCGAGGUGAUAUUGUUUCCAGCUGUACCCACAAUCACAAAAACUCUAUCAUUCCAUUCAUUGCUACACAGUUUUUAGGUGCAAUUUCAGCAACUUUUGAUGAAAAUAUACCUCAAUUAGAUACUGUACACUUAUUAAAACUAGUUCAACCCAAGAUCCUAUUUGUUUCCGAAAAUAGCCUAGAAUUUAUGGAAAAGUGUUUACAUAAAGCAAAUAUUAAUACAAAGUUAGUAGUAUUUGGAAAUAGUAAAGAAUAUACUGAAUUUUCGAAAUACGUGGAACCGUGCCAUGAAGAAGAACAAUUUUAUCCAGUUCAAAUUGAAAACCAAAAAGAUGUAGCUGCGAUUGUUUUUAGUAGUGGCACAACUGGUUUACCUAAAGGAAUUUGUUUCCAUCACACAUCUUUAAAAAAUAUAACUAAUCUAAUUACUACUUUGAAUGAAGAUCAUGUGAUAUUAUUUUAUGCCUCGCUUUAUUGGAUUGGUGGUAUAAUUGUUUUAAUCAAAGGUAUAACUAGUGGAUGCUCUUUAGUCACUUGCAAACGAUAUGAUCCAGCUUAUUCGUGGAAUCUUAUUGAAAAAUAUAAGGUUACGUUUAAGUUCCUACCAUCUUAUGACGCCAAAGAUUUUUUAGGCCACAAACCAAAAAACGUUGAUACAAGCAGUUUAAAAGUAUUUGUAACUGGAGCCUGUGCUGUCUCAGAGAAAUUAAUGAAAGGUCUGAUAGAAGCUUUACCCCAAACCAGAAUUAUUCAAUUUUAUGGUACCACUGAAAUAUUAUUAUUCACUUUGUUUAAUUCAAUGAGUGAUGAAGAAUAUGAAUUGCAACUUCUAAAACCAACGUCUUGUGGCAAAGUGGUUUCCAAUUUUAAGUGGAAGAUUGUAGAUAUUAACACCGAAAAACUUCUUGGUCCAAACGAAAAAGGUGAAAUCAGAGUUAAAAGUGAAUAUAUGAUGACAGGAUACUACAAAAUGGAUUAUUCGGCUGCCUUCGACAUAGAUGGAUAUUUUAAAACUGGAGAUAUAGCUUAUUAUGAUAAAGAUGAGUGUUUUUACAUUGUUGGUAGAAUAAAAGAAAUAUUUAAAUACAGAGGAUGGCACAUUAUUCCUGCGAUAAUCGAAGAAGUACUAACAUCGCACCCUGCAGUAAGAGAAGCUGCAAUAGUUGGAGUACCACAUGAAAUUGAUGUAGCCCAUCCAAUGGGAAUUGUAGUAUUAAAUAAGGGAUAUGAUCAUAUAAAAACAGCUGCUAUUGUUAAUUUUGUUAAUGAGAGGGUUUCUGAAAGCCAGAAGUUAAGAGCUGGUGUUAUGAUUGUGAACAAUAUUCCAAAAACUGCAACUGGAAAAAUAAAAAGUAGAUUUUUGGAAGAGAUCGUUUCUAAAAACAUUAUCCAGUAAUAUUAUUUAAUAAUAAUCAAGGGUAAUAUGUCAAUUUGAUGAGAAUAAUUUUAGGAAUUAAUAAUCUGAUUAGAGCCCGAGAGCUUUAGCACGAGCAGUAUAUUAAUCAAGGUCGUGUUAUAUUUGGGUCAGUAGACCAAAUAUUGACUAUUUCUAUAGAGCAGUGGUUCUCAAACUUUUUUAGCGACGGAACCUUUUUGAGAAGCGAAAUAUUUGAUGGAGCCCCUAACACAUUUCUAAAAAAAAGUCGGCAUACUCAAAAUACGGUCCCAAAAAACGCACGCUAAUUAAGCUUUUAUAAUUAUCCGCAUGGGCACUGGUACUGCAUACGGUGUUUAAAAUACAUGGCUUCUUAUGGGAAUUAUAACAUAAUUUUGUCAAAAUAAUAAAAAUAAACUUGUUUAUAGCUAAAUAAAGCACAGA